Nycticebus coucang (slow loris) is the source of this 4501-nucleotide messenger RNA. RefSeq names its product cadherin related family member 1 (gene CDHR1). NCBI's taxonomy places the organism in Eukaryota, Metazoa, Chordata, Mammalia, Primates, Lorisidae. The record is from RefSeq and is a predicted model, not a curated record. Gene Ontology annotation, cellular component: plasma membrane; adherens junction; catenin complex. The transcript has 17 exons. The coding region runs from base 99 to 2675 and encodes 858 amino acids. Gene Ontology annotation, molecular function: cadherin binding; calcium ion binding. Gene Ontology annotation, biological process: adherens junction organization; cell-cell junction assembly; calcium-dependent cell-cell adhesion.
CACCCUCAUUGUCUGCUCUCUUCGCCGGCCCAGGGCAUGCUCCGUGCUCCUGCGGCCCGGCUGGGCGGCGGCAAGCGACACUAUCCUCCGGAGGAGACAUGGGGCACGGUCCGUGGGCCGCCCUGGCCCUGGGGCUGCUGCACCUCUGCCUGGCCCAGGCCAACUUUGCCCCCAACUUCUUCGACAACGGGAUCGGUAGCACCAACGGAAACAUGGCUUUGUUCAGCCUCCCAGAGGACACCCCUGUGGGCUCUCAUGUGUACACCCUGAAUGGGACAGACCCUGAGGGAGACCCUGUCACCUACCAUAUCAGUUUUGACCCCAGCACGAGAAGUGUCUUUUCCGUUGAUCCUAAUUUUGGAAACAUCACUCUGGUUGAAGAGCUGGAUAGAGAGAGGGAGGACGAGAUUGAAGCUAUCAUCAGCAUUUCUGACGGCCUGAAUCUGGUGGCAGAAAAAGUCGUGAUCCUGGUGACUGAUGCCAAUGACGAGGCACCCAGGUUCAUCGAGGAGCCUUAUGUUGUCCUGGUUCCUGAGGACACACCUGCUGGAAGCAGCAUCUUUAAGGUCCAUGCUGUGGACAAGGACACAGGAUCCGGAGGGAGUGUCACCUACUUCCUGCAGAACCUGCACUCCACCAAAUUUGCCAUGGACCGCCACAGUGGAGUGCUGCGCCUCCAAGCUGGGGCUACUCUGGACUAUGAGAUGUGCCAGACCCAUUAUGUCACUGUGGUCACCAAGGAUGGUGGGGGAAGGCUUCGAGGGGCUGAUGUGGUGUUCUCAGCCACCGCCACCAUCACAGUCAAUGUGGAGGACGUGCAGGACACAGCCCCUGUCUUCAUGGGCACACCCUACUAUGGCUACGUGUACGAGGACACUCUUCCGGGCUCGGAGAUACUGAAGGUGGUCGCCAUGGAUGGAGAUCGGGGCAAACCCAACCAUGUUCUCUACAGCCUUGUGAAUGGGAGUGAAGGAGCCUUUGAAAUUAAUGAGACAUCUGGAGCCAUCUCUGUCCUGCAGAGCCCUGCCCAGCUCCAGAGAGAGGUGUAUGAGCUGCAUAUACAGGUGACUGAGAUCAGCUCUGUGCGGACCCAAGCUGCCCAGGCCAUGGUCCUCGUCACCAUCAGGAUUGUGGACCUCAACAACCAUCCUCCGACAUUCUAUGGAGAGAGUGGACCCCAGAACAGAUUUGAGCUGUCCAUGAAUGAACAUCCGCCCCAGGGGGAGAUUCUACGGGGCCUCAAGAUCACUGUCAAUGACUCUGACCAGGGAGCCAAUGCCAAAUUCAACUUGCGGCUGGUGGGAGCUGGGGGCAUUUUCCGAGUGGUCCCACAGACAGUCCUGAAUGAAGCUCAAGUCACGAUCAUUGUGGAGAACUCAGCUGCCAUUGACUUUGAAAAGUCCAAAGUGUUAACCUUCAAGAUCCUGGCCAUUGAGGUGAACACCCCAGAGAAGUUCAGUUCCACUGCAGAUGUUGUGAUCCAGCUCCUGGACACCAAUGACAAUGUCCCCAAGUUCACCUCCCACUACUUCAUUGCCAGGAUACCCGAGAACACCCCUGGGGGCUCCAACGUGGUGGCUGUCACAGCUGUGGAUCCAGACACAGGACCCUGGGGCGAAGUCAAAUACUCCAUCUAUGGGACUGGGUCAGAGCUCUUCCUGAUCCACCCAGACACUGGGCUUAUCUACACCCAGCCCUGGGCCAGCCUGGAUGCUGAGGCCACUGCCAGGUAUAAUUUCUAUGUGAAGGCAGAGGACAUGGAAGGCAAGUACAGCCUUGCCGAGGUGUUCAUCACUCUGCUGGAUGUCAAUGACCACUACCCCCAGUUUACAAAGAACUUCCAGAGGAAGACGAUGGUGCUGGGGACUCCGGUAAAAAUUGAGGCCACAGACAAGGAUGCGGAAGAACCCAACAACCUUGUGGACUACUCCAUCACCCAUGCAGAGCCAGUCAACGUGUUUGACAUCAACGUACACACAGGGGAGAUCUGGCUCAAGAACUCUAUCCGCUCCCUGGAUGCCUUGUACAACAUCACACCCAGCGGGGACUGCACGUGGUCCCUAGAGGUGCAGGCCAAGGACCGCGGCUCCCCCUCCUUCAGCACCACAGCCUUACUCAAGAUUGACAUUACAGACCCUGAGACGCUGUCUCGAAGCCCCAUGGCCGCUUUCCUGAUACAGACCAAGGACAACCCCAUGAAGGCUGUGGGUGUGCUGGCUGGCAUCAUGGCCACCGUCGUAGCCAUCACUGUCAUCAUCUCAACUGCCACCUUCUGGCGCAACAAGAAGUCCAACAGGGUGCUGCCAGUGCGGCGCGUGUUCCGCAAGCGAUCCAACCCUGCACCCCGCGCCGUCCGCGUAGAGUGGCUCAAGUCCAGGAGUGCCAAGGCUGCUACCAAGUUCAUUCUCAAAGAUCCUCCCAAUGAGAACUUUAACAACAAUAGCCCAGAAAGCUCCCUGCCCCCCAGAGCCCCAACCCUGCCUCCACCACCCAGCAUGACUCCCAGCACAGGAGCGGCCCAUUGGACUGUGCCCACAGUCUCUGGGUCACUCACCCCCCAGCAACCCCAGGUGCCACCGAGACCCCAAACCACAGGAAGCCCUACCCAGUCAACUCUUGUCUCUGAGCUCAAGCAGAAGUUUGAGAAGAGUGUGCACAAUAAGGCUUACUUCUAGAGUGUAUCGUGGGGCCCCUCCCGUCCUCCUCACCCUGACCCCUGCUGCCCCACUGCUUGGACCAUGCUCCCUACCCUCUGCUCUUUCAGGUCACCCCAUCUUGUACAAUGGUGUAACUCCCAUACUCAAGGGCUCUGCACGGAGUCCUGGUCAAGAGAUUUCUCAGGCUAUGGAAUACAAUCAGUAAAUAAUCCACCGUGACCCAAAUCCUUGACACGGCUGCAUUGCUACCCCCUGUCCAGUGCUGGUUAUUGAGAAAGAGCAGCUUUAUGGGUCUUCUACUCUCCAACCCCAAAGUUCACGGUCCCUUGGGUCCUGUUUGGAGCUCAUUACUCUUAGUCAAGGAGCAGGGUCGUGGACACAUGGAACAAAGCUGACUAGAUUCUGCAUCAUGAAGCCCUCAGCAAAGAGCAGGAGCUGGAAAAGGAGCUUCAGCCCUAGAUCACACUGGAGGUCAGCAAAUCUUACAAGCUCUGGCAGAGAAAAUAGAAGCAAGGGGAAGGCAAAGGUGCACUGAAAAGUCUUGCCGGCUGCCGGACCUGGACAACACUGAGAAGGUGGAACACAGCACCUGGGCAGCGACUGGAGGCCCCUGUCAUGCCCACGAAGAACCAGGGACAUAAAGGUGGUAGAAGACCUUGCCAAGAGUGAGGGAAGAUGUCCUCAGCCAGGACUGCCCUGAAAUGGCCAGGCUGGAGCCCAGGAAGAGCAUCAAGCCUCCUGUCUAAGGAGCUGGCCCCUCAGUCAUCCUUGAGGAGACAGUGCCUGGUGAUUGAUGGUCAUAAGACCUUAGGUCUGGGGCGACUUCUGCUUUUAUCUGGUUCUUCUGCUCACAUCAUGUAACCUUGGAGAAGGUGUUUACACUCCCAGAUCAUUCUUUUCCUCAACUGUAAAAUGAAGAAAGUAAGACCUGUCUGCCUCACUUGCAGGUCUUGGGGAGGACCAAAGGAAACAGCAGGGAUGAGGGCUUUAAUUAAGUGCAGAGUGGCACGAAUGCACAGUAUUUCUCUGCAGGCCAGGUCCCUGGGUGCAUCUCUCCCAGAAAGUAUUAGGAGCCUCAUAACUACUCUGCCAAGUGCCCCAGGGGCACUGUGCUUGGUCUGGGGCUGUCUUUGAAUAACAGUAUUGUCUUUGAAUUCAUACACCUCCCUUUUCAUCUUCCCAUCACCCAUGCCCUGCACAGCCCUGGCCAGCCACUAUCAGAGACAACCAGGGCUCAGCAGUAACAUGCAGUCCAGGCCUUUAUUUUGCCAAGAUAAGGAAAAGGAGUUCCCAAGGGAGAAGUGAAUUGCCUAAGGCCUCGUAGCAGGUGGGUUGCAGGGAUGUGGUCCGAGGGCUCUCAGCUCCUUGGCAUGUUCCUCUAGCUGGGACACUCCAAAAAAGCUCCCCCAAGCAGAAAUCACACAAGGCCUCUCUGGUUAAUACAAAGAGCUUCUGCCCUGCUUUAAGGAACCAGCUAUAAGGAAACCUAGACGUGUACACAGGGAGCGAAAAGUAGAAUAGUUCUUUGCAUUUUGCUCCACUCACUAACAUGCCUCCUAGAAUACAUCCGUGAUUUUAUUUAAACAGGUUAUUUACACAGGUGGUUUUCUUGAUUUCUGAGUCUGUGUUUUGUUGCUGAAAUGUGCUAGUGUGCAGAUCCCUUGUGGGGGUUUCUGCGGUCCCUGAUUCAGACAGUAUUAAGUGAGAGGUGGGCUCUAGCAAGCCAGGACCCCAGACUGAACAGAUUCAUUACAGCCUGUGUCUCAGGAGCGGGCUGCUCUGGAUCAUGUUAGCUAUCCACAAGGAACACAACAUCCUUACAACUUGCAUGCGAUCAACCUCUU